AUGGCCAGCAAAGCUCGCGCCUUCCAGCGGACGUGUCGGCUCCGUCUGCGCAGGGCACAUGGCGGUGGUGGCGGCGGCGGCGGCGGCAUGGGCAUAGGUAUGGGCAGUCUUGCCCUUCCCAGCUCCACGGCUGGCGGCUUGUUGCUGGACUUUGCAGCACCGCGGUCGGGUCUUCGCGUGCCUGAAGGAAACUAUCUAUGUUGUCUGAACAUCCCUCCCGUUCGGUCCGCGUCUUCGUCGUCGUCGUUCUCCUCGUCCCGUCAGGACCUCUCUGCCCAUCGUCACCAUCACCACACACCGCUCCCCCCUGCGACUCGACGACCACAAUCGCGCCAUGCAAGCACGAGCUCCAGCUCGAGUUCGGGUCGACGCGCCGUCACCGUCACCUCGGACGACGGCCGGUAUAAUUGGAACGAGCUGAGCACGGGCGAAAAGGCCGCGCGGGGCACCCAGCAGACGUUCAACUUCCUGCUCGUCUCGCUGGGUCUGAUCACUAUCGCCUACUUCCUGUACACCGACCUCUUCGCCCCGGAGUCGUACACGAUCCAAUUCAACGCCGCGGUGUCGCGCGUCAAGUCCUCGCCCGAAUGCCGCGCCCUGCUCGGCCCGGCGUCGCAGAUCACCGCGUACGGCGAGCCGACGUCGAACAAAUGGGCGCGCGCCCGCCCGCUGGCCCACUCCACCGAGGUCGACCGCUUCGGCACCACGCACUUCCGCAUGCACUUCAACGUCGAGGGCGCCGAGACCGGCGUGCGCGGCGUCGUCACCGUGCACAUGACCCGGCCCCGCGACGGCGACCGGCUGGAGUACGAGAUGCUCAGCCUGACCGUCCGCGGCCACGAGACCGUGUACCUCGAGAACAAGGAGGCCGAGAGGGGGAUCAAGGGCAAGGCCGCCAAGAUGUUCGGGGUGCAGUGGCGGUAA
Messenger RNA from Fonsecaea erecta, 924 nucleotides. RefSeq lists its product as hypothetical. The coding region runs from base 1 to 924 and encodes 307 amino acids. The transcript is spliced from 2 exons. Gene Ontology annotation, cellular component: TIM23 mitochondrial import inner membrane translocase complex. Gene Ontology annotation, biological process: protein import into mitochondrial matrix. Lineage: Eukaryota; Fungi; Ascomycota; Eurotiomycetes; Chaetothyriales; Herpotrichiellaceae. The record is from RefSeq and is a predicted model, not a curated record.